Adineta ricciae is the source of this 240-nucleotide messenger RNA. Lineage: Eukaryota; Metazoa; Rotifera; Eurotatoria; Adinetida; Adinetidae. The record is from the annotation of a GenBank genome assembly.
AUGCAAUUGACAACAAUUUUCGCUGCAAUCAUCGCCUGCUUGGUCUUAUUCGCGUCGGUUAGCUUUACCGAUGGUCUUGCUGUCAAAGCUAAACCUGCUAUCAAUCGUGCAAAAUCAUCUGCGAAGAGCAAUGGUCAAGCUAUGUUUAGUGAUAACUUGAAAUUCAAUGGUCAUCGACCAUCUGCUGCUCGACAAAUUGUUGAAAGUAUCAAGCAACGACGAGAACGUCACGGUCUCUAA